ACAGCGGUGUGGGAGCUGGUGUGUGUGCAGCUGUGUCAGGCCAGACAGCGGUGUGGGAGCUGGUGUGUGUGCAGCUGUGUCAGGCCAGACAGCGGUGUGGGAGCUGGUGUGUGUGUGUGCAGCAGCAGGGCAGGUCUAUAGGUGUGUUUGGUAGACAAGAGACGCGAAUUAUCCCCACCAUCAUAACGCCAAUUUGCUUGACGGUGUUGUUGACGGUGAUGGUAUGUGUUGGUGCCCUACCCACCUCCCCGCCAACGGCGCCCCAGACGCCAGCGCUCCCGUCGGAGCCCCAGGCGCCAGCGCCCCCUAGUCGCUGCCAGUACUGGUGCCGGACGCCAGAGGACACCUUCUACUGCUGCACAGAUGACCAUCUCUCCGACCCCACAGAACACGCCGGGUAUUGCCCUGCCACUCGUGUCUUGUGUCCCGUCGUAGCCAAGCUGCUCCCCGACACCUUGCCUCGCAGAGACUACAAUGGUGUCGCCUUCCCCGACCUGCCUAAGUUCUGUGCUACUGACGGAGGUUGUGAAGACUACGAGAAGUGCUGCUUCGACCGUUGCUUCAGGAAACAUAUCUGCAAGUUCGCCUCCAGCGAGGAUGUGCAGCUCCUCCGGUACUCGGACGAGGCCGCCCUGCAGGGGGACGUGGUACAGCUGGGUUACGCCUACGAUCCCCACCGCUUCCUGUGAGCCUUCACUCGUUCACCACACUGCCAUGUUAACCUGCAUUUGUCCUUUUGAUAUCAAUAAACCUGA
Messenger RNA from Procambarus clarkii (red swamp crayfish), 755 nucleotides. The record is from RefSeq and is a predicted model, not a curated record. NCBI's taxonomy places the organism in Eukaryota, Metazoa, Arthropoda, Malacostraca, Decapoda, Cambaridae.